This is a messenger RNA of Cajanus cajan (pigeon pea), 765 nucleotides long. Lineage: Eukaryota; Viridiplantae; Streptophyta; Magnoliopsida; Fabales; Fabaceae. The record is from RefSeq and is a predicted model, not a curated record.
AUGGAAACACCUCUCCCCUUCGGUUGGAAGCCUCUCCACAUCGACCGCUACGACAGCACGACGGAUUCGGACGAACACAUCGACCUAUACACUAUGCAGUAUGCCACGAGUCGGCCUCACCAUGUCACAUCGGCCGCCUUGGCCAGUCUCAGGCAGGGCGACGAUGAAUCGCUAAGGACAUUCAUGGAGCGCGUCGCCGACAUCUCGGUCAAGAUUCAGAAUUUGAAUCCCAAAGUCGCACUGCAUGCCAUGCUCAUCGCCCUCAAGCCCGGACCUUUCGUAGACAGCCUGUGUCGCGAAGCUCCUCGUGACAUGAUGAAACUAGGUGAGGAGAUUGAUGUUUCCUUCACUUGCUCCAUGCUUAGGACCGUGAAUGAUCUUGUGGUUAAGUGGUCAAAUUUGAACCUUAAGAAGCGAGGUCGAGUUCGCGGCAAGUCACAGGCAAAGCCAGACCAUGGUCACAAGGACAAGAUGAAGGUCAACAACGACAGUCAGUUCAAGAAGUCUGCCAGGGCAAACAAAGGGGGGAGAUACGACUUUUACACCCCUCUGAGUGCAACCCGAGUACACAUCCUGGAGGAAGCUAGCAACAACAACCUACUCACUCUACCACCACCUGGGCACAGUCCCAACAACACAGACAGGACAAAGCACUGCCGGUACCAUAGAAACCACGGUCACACCAUCGAGGAAUGUCGUAUACUCCGGGAUCGUAUAGAGGAGCUCGUCCAGGCAGGGCACCUCGAGCAAUACGUACAGCGGUAG